AUGAAGGAAGUGAUUAAGAUGAAGGAUCCUCAAGGUUUACCGAAUUUCAUUGCAGCUGUGUUACGGAUGGAGAAGAGUGCCUUUUGCAAAGUUGUGAGUAAGGUUGGUCAUGAGGAGGUUGCAGUUACUACGAAAUCCAAUAAUACUUAUCGUGGUGCAUGUAGUAACACUGGAGGUAGAGUUUUGGAUAGGCAGAGAAGCAAUACCGGAGGUAAUAAAGAGAAUGAAGUGUAUCAUCAGUCAUUUCAGAGACAGAGGGAUGGAGUUGCUACUGAUGCUGCCAAGACUGAAGCUAUGGUGAAGUGGCCUACACCUAAGACGGUGAAGCAGUUGCUUGGGUUCUUGGGUCUAAUAGGCUAUAAUCGGAGGUUUGUAAGAGAUUAUGCGUGA
Brassica napus (rape) is the source of this 390-nucleotide messenger RNA. RefSeq lists its product as uncharacterized. The transcript has 2 exons. Bases 1 to 390 code for a protein of 129 amino acids. Lineage: Eukaryota; Viridiplantae; Streptophyta; Magnoliopsida; Brassicales; Brassicaceae. The record is from RefSeq and is a predicted model, not a curated record.